Messenger RNA from Pungitius pungitius (ninespine stickleback), 5242 nucleotides. RefSeq names its product poly(A) specific ribonuclease subunit PAN3 (gene pan3). The record is from RefSeq and is a predicted model, not a curated record. Gene Ontology annotation, cellular component: P-body; PAN complex. NCBI's taxonomy places the organism in Eukaryota, Metazoa, Chordata, Actinopteri, Perciformes, Gasterosteidae. The coding region runs from base 512 to 2986 and encodes 824 amino acids. The transcript has 19 exons. Gene Ontology annotation, biological process: nuclear-transcribed mRNA poly(A) tail shortening; mRNA processing. Gene Ontology annotation, molecular function: poly(A) binding; metal ion binding.
UUAUUUUUUUCAGUAUUCAGUGCAGAUAUAUAUAUACAUUAUACAACCAUGCCAAUCCAGUUAUGACAUCGUUUGCUAGAAUUAAAACAUGUAAACAUCUAGCAAAAGCACUAAGCAGUAUUGAUGCGCACAAUCAAAAUAGCUUUACCCCGUCAUCUGCUUUAAUCUUUCGCAUGUCACGAUAGUAUUGUGCGGCAGAUUCAAUUUGCAGCUCGCGUUCGCAAGGAAACUCCGCCAAACGCUGUACCCACAAUGCAAAGCUAUGCUAGCGAGUCCUUAGCAGAGCAGCCGGGCUGCAAGUGAAGAAAACAACAACAGGCUACUUUACGAACGAGGCAGCUGCAUGGAUAGCGACAACAACGACGACCAGGAUUGCACGCAUGCAAAGAUUUUUUUUCAAACCCCGAAUGCAUCUUAGCCUUAUAAUGCUAGCUGGCUAGCUCGCUAGCUACCUGCGUCUCUCUAUGUGUGAGUGUCUUCCGGCAGCAGCGGUGGCGGCAGCAGCGGUGCCAUGAACAGUGGACUCCCAGCCUCAGCUGCUCCGCUUGGGGGUGCCGGAAUACCCAAUGUCAAGGUGAAGUUUUGCCGAUAUUACGCGAAGGACAAAACCUGCUUUUAUGGGGAAGAGUGCCAGUUCCUACACGAGGAUCCGUCCAUGUCAGGCUUGCCGCUGCACGGCGGCGGUAGCCCCGUGCCGAUGUCGAUGCCCGGAGGUGUCGGGACGCCCGCGGUGUUUUCUCUCGGCGGCUCCGCAGCGGCCUGCCCGGGCGGCGGGGGGAACGGUGUGCCCAAGAAAAGUGAACCAUUGGGUCCUCCAGGUGCAUCUCUAGAGGGGCAGCUGUUAUCAAUCCCAGGGAUGGAGGGUGCAACCCUGAGCGAUGCCAAUCUCACCAACUCUUACUUCAGCAGCAGCUUUAUUGGCGUCAAUGGGUUUGGAAGCCCAGCUGAGACUAAAUAUUCAAUGAUGCAGCGAAUGACCACCAGCAGCAGCUCUCCCAGUCUCAACGACUGUGCCAAGAACUUCAGCCACAGCCCUCAUGAUCCAGUGAACUCCCCGACAUCCUCACUUUUUAGUGAUUUUGGUGCUCUUACUAUUUCCCAAAGGAGAAAGACUCCUAACCCGGCAGCAAGUGAGUUCAUCCCUAAGGGAGCUCCACGUAUGGCCGCAAUGGUUCAGUCCACUGUCCAGGCCUUCCCUUCGCCUCUUUUCCCACAUCCUGGCCUCCCCACUUCCACGGCUGCUGCCCUGGCUCCUGACUCUCUGUCUCCAAUUUUAGGUAUGUCUCUUUCUGCGGGAUCUUCUCCUCUCCACUCCCCAAAAAUUACACCGCACACCUCUCCGGCUCCACGUCGGCGCAGUCACACCCCAAACCCGGCCAACUACAUGGUGCCCACAAGUGCAGCUGACCAGGGACCUCACAUGAUCCAGAAAGAAACUGUAGGGGGGACCACCUACUUCUACACAGACAACACCCCAGCACCAAUGGCCGGAAUGGUGUUUCCUACGUACCAUAUCUAUCCCCCCACUGCACCCCAUGUGGCUUACAUGCAGCCAAAAGCCAACGCCCCGUCCUUCUUCAUGGCAGAUGAACUCCGACAGGAGUUGAUAAACAGACAUCUGAUAACCAUGGCCCAGAUUGACCACUCAGAGAACACAGAAGUACCCUCGGAGGUGGACAGCUACCACAGCCUGUUCCCGCUCGAGGCCCUGCCCCCACCAAACCGCAUGCAGAAGACCAGCAACUUCAGCUACAUCACCUCUUGCUACAAGGCUGUCAACAGCAAGGAUGACCUGCCUUACUGUCUGAGGAGGAUACACGGUUUCCGCCUCGUAAACACCAAGUGUAUGAUGCUGGUGGACAUGUGGAAGAAAAUUCAGCACUCAAACUCUGUAACACUGAGGGAGGUCUUCACCACAAAGGCCUUUGGAGACCACUCGUUGGUCUUCUCCUAUGACUUUCAUGCGGGUGCAGAAACCAUGUUCGGCAGACACUUCAAUGACCCUGCGGCAGAUUCGUUCUUCACCAAGAGGAAGUGGGGUGAGUUGGUCUACCGUCACAAUGAAGCCAGUAUCACCCCAGAUGCCCAUCUUCAGCCAUCUGCUUCCAACACUUGGGGACAACAUGAACCUCCCCCCCCACGCCAGCAUGCAGGUUUGCUCCCGGAGUCUCUUAUCUGGGCCUACAUCGUCCAGCUCAGCUCGGCCCUGCGCACCAUCCACACCGCCGGCCUGGCCUGCCGCGUCAUGGACCCCAGCAAGAUCCUUAUCACCGGCAAGACCAGGUUACGGGUGAACUGUGUCGGGGUGUUUGAUGUCUUGACCUUUGACAGCAGUCAAACCAAUCAUCUUGCCCUAAUGCCACAGUACCAGCAAGCAGACCUCGUGUCACUGGGAAAGGUGGUGCUGGCGUUGGCAUGCAACUCACUGGCUGGUAUUCAGAGGGAGAACCUGCAGAAGGCCAUGGAGCUGGUGUCCAUCAACUACUCUUCAGACCUGAAGAACCUCAUCCUAUAUUUGCUGACUGAACAGUCUCGCCUGCGCAGCGUCAAUGACAUCAUGCCGAUGAUUGGAGCUCGAUUCUACACACAGCUGGAUGCAUCGCAGAUGAGGAACGAUGUCAUUGAGGAGGAUCUGGCCAAGGAGGUGCAAAACGGUCGUCUCUUCCGCCUGUUGGCCAAACUGGGCACCAUCAACGAGCGCCCAGAGUUUCAGAAAGACCCGUCGUGGUCGGAGACGGGCGACCGCUACCUGUUGAAGCUUUUCCGGGAUCACCUGUUUCACCAGGUGACGGAAGCCGGGGCGCCCUGGAUCGACCUCAGCCACAUCGUCUCCUGCCUCAACAAACUGGACGCUGGCGUUCCCGAGAAGAUCAGCCUGGUGUCGCGGGACGAGAAGAGCGUCCUGGUCGUGACCUACUCGGACCUGAAGCGUUGCUUCGACAGUACCUUCCAGGAGCUGCAGGCCGCAGCCUCCGGCUCUCUGUAGCGCCCCCUUCGGGCACGGGAUGGGACCGGCUGUACCUGGAGCACCCUAUUGCACUACAGCGGAGGACCAGUCUCACGGAGAUGACAUCAGCACGGCGAAGGCAGCGGGGCGGGGCUUCGUGAACCUCAGUCACAUACACUGACUAUGUCCACCAGGAAGGCUUUUUCUAAAGUGUAUUUUUUUUUUAGUUUUCCUAAACACACCCCCCCCCCCCCUACCCCCCUGUUGAAAAUCAUUAAAAAAAACGCGUAGAAAAAAAACCCCAUGAAAGGACAAAUACGGAAACUGUGACAAACGAGUACGACGACAUUUUUUUAGAUUUGGGGAACAAAACACGAAACAAACCAUGAGGUUUUGAACUAAUUCCUGGCUUUUAUUGUUUGUUUCAACAUUUGGGAUUUAUUUUUCUGAGGAGGCUGCACUAAGAUUUUAAUUUUUUGUUAUUUUUUUAUCAAUAUGUGCGAGUGGCCUACCGGGUGUAGAAAGAGCUGGAGACACGGACUCAAACACCAGAGGAGGUGAAACGGAAGAACAACGAAACCCAGCUUUCUAUGGACUGCGCCUCUCUUCCGGCUGGAGACCCCCUUCAUUGUUGACACUCUAGGAGACGGGACACACCACUCAAGGCUUUCAUUAGAGUGGGACGGCACCCCCCCCCCCCCCUCUCUCUCUUUGCUGUGGUUGGGGUUUUUCCCCUGAGAAAAAGGACGAGCCACUUGGGAAGGUGGGAAGGGCUCCUAAAACUGGAAAAAUCAAUUGAUUUAGGAAAUUUUAGUUUGGGAGAUUGUGGAACAUGACGCUUGUGGGUGAGCAAGCUACAAUGGACUUGGAUUUGGGGGCACGGGGGGGGGGGGGGUUGGGUGUACACAUUUAUUUUUUUUGGCACUGAGAAGGGGUGCUUCCUCCUGAUGCCGUUUACCAAGCGUUGUUUUGUUGUUGUUGUUUUUUUUGGAGUAACCACCUUUUUGGUUAAUGAACUGCUCAAGGACGGGUCCUUCUGGUUUGGCUGUCCAGCACACCGAGGGUGGGGCUUCUGUUGAGGUGGAGCCACUGCUGCCUCUUUGGGGAAUGUCCUUAUUUUGUCGCCCACUUGUCCUCCUGCCCCAACGUCCCCUUUCUGUCCCUUUUACUCUCCUCUUAUUUCUACUUUAAUCCCAAUCUUCGAUUCCAAACAGGGGAUGAAGGCCACUGCCCGUUUGCGAUAAAGUGACACGUUUUCCUCUUUAUUUGGAUUUUGUGCACAAAUGAAUGGUGGGAACCGGGAGGGCAAUUUGUUUUUUUGCCUUAAGUCAACCUUUAUUAUUCUGUGGACCAAUUCCAGCAGGGGGAGGGUUCGAGGGGGGUGGGGGGUGGGAUGAAGCACACCGGCGAGAACGGGGCAACAACAGUUACGUUUUAUUUGACUUUUAAAGAUCAUGAAAUACAGACGUGGUGGCGGCGGCUGAGCGGCACUCACUCGGAGGACUUUGACUUUUCUCAGGACGACUUGAAGCCGGAGGGGCCCAAUGAUUGAAUGUGUUUGGCUGUCAUUGGUCAGCCCCGGGGCAGGCGGAUGGAUGAGCUACAGUGGGGUGGACGGGGGAGCUUUUAGGAAGUUGGCGGCACGGUGGAGAUCAGUCAGAGGGACAUCAUGUCGCUCCCUUAACUACGUCUUUGAAUCACCCGUUUUUCAUUUGGUGCAAACCUGCUUCACUCUGAUGGAGAUAAAUCCGAGCUCUGUAUAAUUACUGUUCUUGAUUUCUCUGCCUUAUUCUAGUUCUCAGUAGCUUCUGACGAGUGCGCUCCAGCAAAAGCCUGCAGACCGAAGGGUCUCGUGGAUGAAGCGCUGCGCGAGAGACACACAAAACGAGGUUUAAGGCUUAAACAAGAACAUCGUCUUGGCUUUUUACAUUCACUUUUCAAAGUUGCCAUGGAAGUGGGUGAUCUGUAACGAACCCUGCAGAGAGCUGGCCGUGAUGGAUCAUGUACUACUUCCUCUGUUUUAGUGAUUUGAACAGAAAAAAACAUUUUUGGUGGUGAACGUGGUGCUUUUAGAGAACCCUUAAAACACGCACGCCCGCCUAACGGUCCAGACACUGUCAGUUCUCAUAUCACUAUCUUCCACAUGAUGACACACCCCCCCCCCCCUCCCCCUCUCACAUAAACACACCUACAAUCACCAUCUUAGGAAGUUUUAUGCCCCUCUUGUGUUCAUUGUUUCAAAUUUUGCAAUAUUUGUGUGUACAGCAGUAUUUUAAUAAAGAAUACCAAAAUUGA